This is a messenger RNA of Phanerochaete carnosa HHB-10118-sp, 249 nucleotides long. RefSeq lists its product as uncharacterized. NCBI's taxonomy places the organism in Eukaryota, Fungi, Basidiomycota, Agaricomycetes, Polyporales, Phanerochaetaceae. The transcript has a single exon. The record is from RefSeq and is a predicted model, not a curated record. The coding region runs from base 1 to 249 and encodes 82 amino acids.
AUGAACCUGACUCGUCUUCCAACCUCUGCAUCGAGACCCGUCUUCAAGAGUACCAUAAAAGCGGUAUCUUCUCACAGACCUACCACCGUCUCCAGAACCAUCAUGGGUGCUCUCAACGGUCAGAAGAACGUUGUCGUGUCGAAGCAGAACGGUGCCCGCAGUGGGCUCAUCCCUGUGGCUAAUCGUCUUGGGGAGGGUCGAGCCUUAGCUCAGGAUGUCUGGUCCGUCUUCAAGUGCGUUUUAACAUAG